This is a messenger RNA of Schistosoma rodhaini, 3543 nucleotides long. The record is from the annotation of a GenBank genome assembly. Lineage: Eukaryota; Metazoa; Platyhelminthes; Trematoda; Strigeidida; Schistosomatidae.
GUCCAUUGUAUUCCGUGUUUCCCCUCAGACGUCGAAAUCUUCAUAAUCCAGUCAAUCACCAGAAGAAAGAGAAAGGGGGAGAGUAAUCGGCCUUGUCUGACUCCGGUCCUUACUGAAAAUGCAUCUGUCAGCUGUCCUCUAUGCACGACUCUGCACUGUAGUCCAUCGUAUGAGUUCUGGACAAUGUUGACAAUCUUCUGAGGAACUCUAUAGUGUUGAAGAAGUUUCCAUAAUGUUAUCCUGUUCACACUGUCAAACGCCUUCUCAUAGUCAAUGAAGUUGACAUGUAGUGAUGAAUUCUACUCAACUGAUUGUUCAGCGGUGAUCCAUAGUGUCGCAAUCUGGUCUGUGCACGACCGAUCCUUACGGAAUCCAGCCUGUUGAUCUCGAAGUCCAGUGUCUACUGCGUCUUUCAUCCGAUUCAGCAGCACUCUGUUGAAAACUUUUCCUGGUACUGUGAACAAACUGAUGCCUCUGUAAUUCUCGAAUUCGCUCAGAUCUCUUUCUUUUGGUAUCUUGAUAAGGUAUCCUUCUUUCCAGUCUGUUGGCACUUGUUCCUCUUCCCAAAUCUUCUUGUAUAGAAGGUGAAGUAUAUUUGCAGUUACUUCAAUGUCUGUCUUCAGAGCUUCAGCUAGUAUAUUGUCAGGUCCUGCCGCUUUUCCACUUUUGAUUUGUCUGAUGGCCAUCUUGACUUCUUCGAUCGUUGGUGGAGUGACAUCUAUCGGAAGGUCAUUGUGUGCUGCUUCGAUGUCCGGUGGAUUCAAUGGAGCUGGACUACUCAACAGUUCCUCGAAGUAUUCUGCCCAUCUUUUCCGCUGUUCUUGAAUCUCUGUGGUAGUGUUUCCUUCUUUGUCCUUGACUGGUCUCCCCGGUUUGCUAUAUCUCCCUGCCAAUUUUUUCGUUGCAUCAUAUAACUGUUUCAUAUUUCCUUCUCUUGCAGCUUUUUCCUCUGUCGUUGCUGUUUUUUCUGGUUAGCGUUUUUUAGCGACUUAGUUUUUCUACGGGAUGGGGUCGCUAACCCCAUGUCCAACCCUCCUCCUUUACCCGGGCUUGAGACCGGCAGUAACUUCAGAAAAGCUAUAGGCGUAGUUUAUGUCCUAAUAUAGCUCCAAUAAAUAUGCGGUUGAUAGCACAGCGUGUAUCAUAUUGAGGUUUCUAUAUAUAGGUUGCUUAAAAAACAAACAAAAUUAGAUUAUUUUUUCACGGAUUCAAAAUUGCAAGCCUGAAAAUAAUGAACAUUAUUUUUCUCUUUCUAACAGUCCUAGAAACCAUUAAAUUUAAUCUAAAUGUGAAUACUUACAAAAUAAUUUAAAAAACAGUAUAUUAUGUACCGUGUUCGUUUGUUAAUAAUUCGAACGUAUUGUUUACUCUCAAAUUAAUCUUUAUUAUUUUUAUCUGACUUUUUUUUCAGUCCCACAUGCUUCCAACUGAAUCUUCCUAUAUGAAAGUUUGUAGUGGUAAUGAAUAAGAGUGUACGAAACCGACCUUUACUUGUUUUUUGCCAUUGUUCACCUCUUAACCGUUGCCCAUAUUCCAGGUCUGUUUGUGUAUCGUCAACAGGAUGUUUUCAUUCAUUGCAUUUGGAUUUAUCACUUACAUAUGUGGAUGAUGAAUCGUAUGGGUGUUUUUCAAAUAAUACAAAUCAGGUUGACUUACUCUGCCGAAAUUCAAAAGUUGGCAGACAACUGUUAUAUUGUUGUUCCUCAAAUGAUGGGGAUUUAUGCAACCGGAACUCGAGUUUGCUAGAAUUAAUCCGUCCUGUGCAAAUAAAUCCUCAUGCCUUUACAUGGAAAUCUAUUUUGACAGCAGUGUUGUUCCCUACCUUUGCACUGUUUUGUGGACUUCUAGCCAUCAUGCUUUUCUGGAAGUACUUUUUGAAAAAACGAAUAGAAAACUACGAUCGCUACGUUAAUGAACUUAGCUACAAACGUCCCAGCUUCACCACGGAUAUCUACAAUUAUCUAUUGAAACUCAGUGAAGAACAGUUUUCGGAUCGUAAGUUAUCAUCUUAUGUCUUGCCCAGAAUGGGAGAUGACCUUUCUUCAAAAAAUACGCAUAAUCCUGAUCCUUCGUGUGAGCUGAUUAGCUGCACUAGUGGAAGCGGAAGCGGUCUUCCGUUCCUUGUUCAGAGAACUGUGGCACGUCAUAUUAGAUUGACAAUGUGCAUAGGAAAAGGACGAUUUGGUGAAGUUUGGAAAGCUACAUGUCAAGGUGAAACCGUUGCUGUUAAAAUUUUUUCUAGUCGUGAUGAAGCCAGCUGGGCUCGUGAAACAGAAAUUUAUAACACUGGAUUGUUGCGUCAUCCUAAUCUCCUGGCGUAUUAUGCUAGCGACAUGAUAUCAAGAGGUGGAUGCACUCAGCUCUGGCUAAUUACAGCGUAUCACGCUAACGGAUCUUUACACGACUUCAUCAGUCAUAGAUCAUUAAAAAUACAGGAUGGUUUGCGUCUGGCCAGCUCCAUUGCGGCGGGUUUGGCGUUUUUGCAUACAGAAAUAAAAGGAUUACAUGCUAAACCUUCUAUUGCACACCGUGAUCUCAAGUCGAAGAAUGUCCUUGUUAUGAAUGAUAUGACUGCAUGUAUAGCUGACUUGGGUCUUGCCCUUGUGAAUUUACAAAGUCCCCCAAUUGGACAAGCUUUUCUCAAUUUAUCUUCCUCAAUGCUAUCUAGUGGUGUUAUGUCUAGUGGUAUAACUCAAUCAGACAGGUUGUGCAGUGGACUUUCUGGUCCUUCCUCCUUAGGUCCUCCUCCUGCUGGACCUAGGGUUGGUACUAAACGUUACAUGGCACCUGAGUUACUCAUGGCCAUAGAUAUAACACACGCAUCAUCCAAUUCCGGCAACAACACGUCGGGCAUAACUAAUGAAAGUAUUGAUAGUCCAGACAGAAGUCACCAUUUGUCGUUUGAAGUUUACCAAGCUGCAGAUAUUUAUGCAAUGGCCUUAGUGUUUUGGGAAUUAGCACGAUGUACUCAGGGAAUAACAUCUGAAUUCGUUGAAGGAUAUCAGAUACCAUUCUGCGACAUGGUCCCUCCUGAUCCAACCUUCUCACAGAUGAGGGAUAUUGUUUGUGGCAAUAGUUUGACCAUAAGUGAUGAUCAACCGAACCAAUCAAACAGGAAUAACUCAAAUAUAAAUGCUAAAUCCCCCAAGAUAAGUCCAGAUUACGACAAUGUUAAUUGUAGGCCUCGUAUUUACCAGCGCUGGUUAGAUGACACCUACUUAUCCUGCUAUGCACAAGUGAUACAAGAAUGUUGGCAUGAUGAUUGGUCUGUGCGCCUCUCUGCUCUUCGUGUUCGUAAACGUCUGGGACAAAUUGAAGAUGCAGUUAGACAAUCGUUGAUCAGAAGAAGAGAAGAAAACAUUCCUUCUAAUGUAAAUGAAUUAUCAGUACUCCUAACUGGGGACCCAGAGGCUUUGGCUUGAUUUUCACAAUCUCUGAUAUAUUCAAGCUUAUAUAUUCAAACUUUGCAUUUAAUUUUGGUGUGGUAACUUCCCUAAAUAUUGUCACUUUAUAGGUAAUUCAAUAAUUCAAAUGCUUUUUUUG